Myotis myotis is the source of this 1374-nucleotide messenger RNA. RefSeq lists its product as uncharacterized. The record is from RefSeq and is a predicted model, not a curated record. The transcript is spliced from 4 exons. Lineage: Eukaryota; Metazoa; Chordata; Mammalia; Chiroptera; Vespertilionidae. The coding region runs from base 1 to 765 and encodes 254 amino acids.
AUGGCUGCGGGCGAGGAGCAGUGCUGCACAGGAGACGCUCGGGGUUGGGGUGAGCGCCAGGGACCGAGGUGCCCAUGCCCGCUGCCCACGGGCCCCUCCUUCCCCAGGUGCAGUGGCCCAUUUGACUGGGAAGCUACACCUGGGACCAACAGCUCAGACGUGACAUGCUCCUCCAGGGUCCCGGUUAUCAUCAUCAGCGGCAGAGUCAUCCUCGUCAUCCUCGUCAUUGCUGUCAUUUCUGUGCCACGUGUGCUCAGGGCCAUCAGGGACAGAAGGUCACGUGGAGAACUCGCCUUUCCUGUGGAAUUGCUGUCUGUCCGCACCCUGGCGGGGACAGGGGAGCCGGCAGAAAGGAACAGGCGUCGGGACCUGCAGGCCUCCCGGGUCCAGCCAGACGUCACCACGGAGCCCGUGGAGGAGACAGCAUCCCUGUUCCCUCAGAGGGACCGCCACCUCACACAUGGCUGCGGGAUUCAGGUUCCUGAGCCAUCCCCGCGAAGCUGCUGGCAGUGGCCAGGCCCCCAAAGACGACAUAUGUGGUCAGGGGGCUGCGGGCCCCACUCCUGGAGGCCAGCCCGCACCUGGCUGAGGAGGAGACCACCUGCUGCUGUGGGGGCUUUGGUGUGGGAAGCCAUCCGUUGUCUUCAUUAUCAGAGGAGUGUAACCAAGGAUCCCGGAGCACUGGAGAACCUUGAGCCCUGGCAAGGGCCAGAGCUAUGCACCAAUUGUUUAGUGCAGACAGUGGAGGCUCAAGCAAUUUCCUGACCAAAUAGUCUCAGAGAAAAUCUUUCUAAUAUUUCCUGACCUUUAUUAUAGUCUGUCUGUUACCGCAAUAACCUGCCUGACUAAGAGCUAGAUUUGUAUUCAAAAUUGAAAAAAAGGUUGGCAAGGCCUGAGCACGAGUGGAAGUCCUUCCCCUUGGAUUGGGCUUCCCGCCUGGCCCCCAGUAUUUCCAAAUUGUCAUUUCUUGUCUUCUGUCAUUUGUGCGUGGCCCUACUCCAGAUCCUGAACCCCGAACCAGGCAGGAUGUGGGUCAUCACACUUUGGGACCCCCCCGUCUCCCCACCGGGCUCCUGAGGUGCUGACCUCCCCCGUCCUGACCUAGCAUGUGGGCCCUGGCCCAGGGCGCUCGUGCCCCCACCCGCCGCCUGGUACCCUGAGCUCAGCUGCUCAGCUGUAGGAUGGGCCCUCAGGCACCUUCUGGGGCUGGCACUGGGAUGGUGGUCAUGUCUGCACAUAACAUAACUCACAGUCUUGGAAGCUGUAGGGAGCAGCUCUAGGGUCAAGCCUCGGGCUGACUUGUGGCAGGGCCACCAACAAGUCCCAGCCUGGAGGGCAGAGCUCUCCUAGCAUAAUUAAGCUUGACCUUGUAGC